AUGAUUUCAAUAACGCCUUUACUCGCCACUCUUAUCUCCAUGAUCAUCCUCUCACGGAUCCUCCAGAUUGGCCGUCGUCCCAAGAGGUAUCCCCCUGGACCUCCUACUCUACCGAUACUUGGUAACAUUCACCAGAUGCCUUCACGAGAUGCCCAUCUCCAAUUUGAGAAAUGGGCACGGGAAUAUGGUCCUAUCUACAGCCUCAUGCUUGGCACGAAGUGUCUCAUUGUCCUCUCGAGUGAUGUGGCCGUGAAGGAGCUCCUCGACAAGCGAAGCGGCAUCUACUCCGAUCGUCAAGAGAUGUAUAUUGGCCAGACACUGUGCAGUGGUGGUCUUCGACUACUAAUGAUGGGCUACGGGCCGAAAUGGCGAGGCUUCCGCAAGAUGAUCCAUUCUUUGCUCAACAUCACGACCUCGAAGAAAUACGUCCAAUACCAGAUGUUAGAAAAUCGCCAGAUGCUAAGCCAAUUUCUUCACGACCCAGAGAAUUUCCUAAAACAUAUUCGGAGGUAUGAACACCACCACAUGGACCUGGGUUGUGUCACAAAGACGACUGCGCGUGGUGGUUACUGGCAGCUAACUAAAUCCUUAUCACUAAGAUAUUCUAACGCGCUUACCACCACAAUGGUAUUUGGAUGGCGAACUCCAACUUACGACGACCCGAAAAUGAUGCAGCUCUUCGAUAGGUUUUCCGAAUUCGCAGCCAUCAACCAAACCGGCACGGCAGCCAUUAUCGAUUUUUUCCCAUUCCUGCGGCACCUCCCAGACUUCCUCUUGCCAGCACAAAAAAAGGCCAAAGAACUGCAUGCUCGCGAAAAGGCAUUAUAUCUUGGUCACUGGCUACGAGCAAAGAAGGAGACCGAGGAAAAUUACAUCAAGCCCUGCUUCUGCGCCGGAAUGUACGAAGCACAGAAGAAGGACAGAUUCAGUGAUGACCAAGCGGCCUAUAUAUCAGGAACGCUGCUGGAAGCAGGCUCUGAUACCACUUCGAGCACCAUAUACGCCUUUGUACAGGCAAUGCUACUAUACCCGGAUGUCCAGCACAAGGCACAGGAAGAGAUAGAUCGCGUUGUUGGUUCAGAGCGCCUGCCGGUCAUUGAAGAUCUUGCUGGUUUGCAGUAUAUCCGCUGCAUCAUGAAGGAGACGUUGAGAUGGAUGCCAACUACUAUCCUAGGCGCAGUGCCGCACGCUGUCACCCAGGACGAUGAGUAUAUGGGGUACUUGAUCCCAAAAGGUGCAGGGAUCCUCAACAAUGUCUGGAGUAUUCAUAUGGACCCGUCAAGACACCCGAACCCGCGAACCUUUGACCCGGAUCGCUAUCAAGAUGACUGCCAGAGCUUUGGCGAUGCUGCGGCUAACCCAAAUCCAUCCAAGAGAGAUGCUUUCACGUUCGGUGCCGGACGUCGCAUUUGCCCAGGGAUACAUGUUGCAGAACGCAGUUUAUUCUUGGCUUUUUCGGGAAUCUUGUUCGCUUUUAACAUCGAGCCUGCCAUCGAUACGGAAGGCCGACAUAUUAUCCCUGAUCCCGACCGCUUGACGCAGGGCUUUGUCUGCAUGCCUGAGGAAUUUCCUGCCAAAAUCACGCCGAGGUCAAGGGAACGAGCCGCUAUGCUCUGUACGUUCGGCCCACCAGUAAAACUGAUCUUACAAGUCAAUCCAAAUGUGAAAACCGGUCAGGAUGGUGGGUAG
This is a messenger RNA of Penicillium argentinense, 1689 nucleotides long. RefSeq names its product cytochrome P450. The transcript is spliced from 4 exons. The coding region runs from base 1 to 1689 and encodes 562 amino acids. Gene Ontology annotation, molecular function: heme binding; oxidoreductase activity, acting on paired donors, with incorporation or reduction of molecular oxygen; iron ion binding. The record is from RefSeq and is a predicted model, not a curated record. NCBI's taxonomy places the organism in Eukaryota, Fungi, Ascomycota, Eurotiomycetes, Eurotiales, Aspergillaceae.